Messenger RNA from Osmia bicornis bicornis, 807 nucleotides. Its product is annotated as transcriptional corepressor LEUNIG-like. The coding region runs from base 1 to 807 and encodes 268 amino acids. Lineage: Eukaryota; Metazoa; Arthropoda; Insecta; Hymenoptera; Megachilidae. Gene Ontology annotation, molecular function: nucleic acid binding; zinc ion binding. The transcript is spliced from 3 exons. The record is from RefSeq and is a predicted model, not a curated record.
AUGGUGCGAGACGUUCAGCUGCUGCUGCAGCAGCAGCAUGAGCAGCACCAACUGCAAAUGCAGCAGCUGCAGCAGCAGCUGCAGGAACAGCAGCGUCAACAAUUGCAGCAACUGAGGGAGGAGCUCCUCCCUCAGGAACGAGAAGAUCGUCAACCGAGGGAGGAGCCCCUCCCUCAGGUGCAAGAGAUGGACAGAGGGGAGGAAUCAAAGCCACCUCAAACCGGGGACGAGGUUCCUCCGGAGACUUUGGAGACGCUUUUCGAGGGAUUGCAGAGGAGCAUCUCGACGCAGUUUAGGGAGCAGCAGCGCGCAUUUAACUCUCGAUGGGAAAAGGAGCGCUCUCGCGCAGAAGAGAACGGCUUCUGCAGCGAUCCAGAAGGUCUUGAAAGAGCGGAUGACAGCGAUGGAGAACAAUUAUCAGCCACGGAGAUUGAGAGACUAGCACAGGCCGCUUUUUGCGAAUGCCCUUUAGAAAUUAGAGACAAGCUUGCUGUCUCACAAUUUGUUUCCUCGCUGGCUAAUGAGGAAAUGAAACGGAUGCUGAGGCUCGGAGGUUUCACAUCUCUCAGGGCUGCUGUUAUCAGGGCUCUGGAGAUUGAAGCUGUCGAGUCAAUGGCUAAUGCGCCCGUUACAAAAAAAGAAACAUCUACUAAACCGGUUUAUUCUUCGGAGAGGGAUUCCGGAAGGAGAGAAAUGAGAAGACCGGUAAAACGGAAGCUUGAAAGACAGGAGAUGGAAUGCUGGAAUUGCAAGGAGAAGGGUCAUAUGUGGCGGAAUUGUCCGAAAAAGAGAAAAGAAGAAUUUUAA